Messenger RNA from Drosophila guanche, 1440 nucleotides. RefSeq names its product peroxisomal membrane protein PMP34 (gene PMP34). Bases 361 to 1311 code for a protein of 316 amino acids. The transcript is spliced from 3 exons. Lineage: Eukaryota; Metazoa; Arthropoda; Insecta; Diptera; Drosophilidae. Gene Ontology annotation, cellular component: peroxisomal membrane. The record is from RefSeq and is a predicted model, not a curated record. Gene Ontology annotation, molecular function: FMN transmembrane transporter activity; ADP transmembrane transporter activity; coenzyme A transmembrane transporter activity.
UUUACAUGUGUGAAUGUAAACUAAUUUUUAUGGGAAAGUUGUAUGUGAAUAUGUGUUAAUUACACCGUCUCUGUGCAUUCCGGGAGCAGCGCAAAACCUCUGCUUCGACGCCCAAAAACACUCCCACCUUGUCUAGUCGCGUGCGGGCGUCGUUAAGUUAAUCUAAUCUAAGGAAAACCAGACAGUCCAUGCCCAGCGACUGCGCUGCCCCUCGGGCCUAAAAAUUGUAAACUGUACGAAGCCGGCUGGACAGCGGCGAAGCAUUAAACAUUUGCCAGAGGACGCCGCCGGACGCAGCUCAGCUCAGUGCAUAAUAAUAAUAAACAAAUAGGCGACACUCCCCAAUUACGAAACGACACAAUGGUGGCCCCGUCGAAGCUGAGUCAAGUUUUUAGCUACCAAAACUGGGUGCAUGCCGUCUCCGGUGCUGCCGGUGGCUGCAUAGCCAUGAGCACCUUUUACCCACUGGACACGGUGCGUUCCCGCCUGCAGUUGGAGGAGGCAGGUGAGGUGCGCAGCACUAAGCAAAUGAUCAAGGAGAUUGUGCUGGGGGAAGGUUUCCUGUCGCUGUACCGCGGACUCGGACCAGUGUUGCAGAGUCUCUGCAUUUCGAACUUUGUUUAUUUCUACACAUUCCAUGCGCUCAAGGCGGUCACCUCGAAUGGCGCACGUUCACAGCAGAGCGCGCUGAAGGAUCUGCUGCUGGGCUGCAUCGCUGGCAUCAUUAAUGUCCUGACAACCACUCCCUUUUGGGUGGUCAACACGCGGCUGCGCAUGCGCAAUGUGGCCGGCACCUCGGAUGAGGUCAACAAGCACUACAAGAGUCUCGUCGAGGGACUCCAGUAUGUGGCCAAGACAGAGGGCUACGCCGGCCUGUGGUCGGGCACGAUUCCCUCGCUGAUGCUCGUCUCGAAUCCUGCGCUGCAGUUCAUGAUGUACGAGCUGCUCAAACGCCACAUUAUGACCUUCACCGGCGGAGAGGUGGGAAGCCUGGGCUUCUUCUUCAUUGGAGCCAUUGCCAAGGCCUUUGCCACCGUGCUGACGUACCCCCUGCAGCUGGUGCAGACCAAGCUGCGUCAUCGCAGCAAGGAGACAGCAGCAGCGCCCUCAACGUCCCGCCAGGCGUCGGGCCAACGCACUGAGAGCACGCUGCAGAUGAUGAUCAGCAUAUUGCAGCACACCGGAGUGCGCGGACUGUUCCGUGGCCUGGAGGCCAAGAUUCUGCAGACCGUGCUGACCGCGGCGCUGAUGUUUAUGGCCUACGAGAAGAUAUCCAGCACGGUGGGGCUGCUGCUCAAACGGAAUGCAUAGAGACGGGCGGGCAGGGGAGUCUAGUCUAGUCUACUCCAUUUUUACUAAUUUAAGUGACUUUGAUACGGAUCCGGACAGCACACACACACUCCAAAGCUAGCAAUAAAUCCAAGGAACAAAUCUAAAGUA